AUGUCCAGUCUAGAUACGUAUUUAGAACAUCAGAAAAAACGACGUGUACAUCGCUGUGAUUUUGAUGGUUGUAAUAAAGUUUAUACUAAAAGUUCACAUUUAAAAGCUCACAGAAGAACUCAUACAGGUGAAAAACCAUACGUCUGUACUUGGGAAGGUUGUACAUGGAGGUUUGCUCGCUCUGACGAAUUAACACGACAUUACAGAAAACAUACUGGAGAUAAACCAUUUAAAUGUCAAGUCUGUGAUCGAGCGUUCUCCCGGUCAGACCAUUUGUCACUCCACAUGAAACGCCACUGA
Lottia gigantea (owl limpet) is the source of this 300-nucleotide messenger RNA. RefSeq lists its product as hypothetical. Gene Ontology annotation, biological process: regulation of transcription by RNA polymerase II. The transcript has 2 exons. The record is from RefSeq and is a predicted model, not a curated record. NCBI's taxonomy places the organism in Eukaryota, Metazoa, Mollusca, Gastropoda, Lottiidae. Gene Ontology annotation, molecular function: DNA-binding transcription factor activity, RNA polymerase II-specific; RNA polymerase II cis-regulatory region sequence-specific DNA binding. Bases 1 to 300 code for a protein of 99 amino acids.